AUGUCAAUCGGCAGAAUUACAUUACCGUACAAUAUUCCUCUCUGUUUCAUAACUGGAGAAACUGCACAUCAGCAUAUCAUCACAGCCUCCAGCCACGCAUGAGUGCUGGAUAUGUACCAGGCAAUGCUGAGGGAGACCAAGCACUUCAGAGCCAACAACUACAGAACUUACACCAGCAGGAGGAUGAGAGAUGUCUUCAGAGAAAAUAAGAAUGUAAAGGAUCCUGUAAAAAUUCAACCCCUAAUGAAUAAAGCCAAAAGAGACCCUGGGAUAAUCCACUGACAGGUCCACAUUGGCCAACUGUAUUUGACUGACAAGCUUGUCAGUUAGAAUCAAGAGAAGCCCAGGACCUAG
Molecule: messenger RNA, 354 nt
Organism: Balaenoptera acutorostrata (minke whale)
Lineage: Eukaryota; Metazoa; Chordata; Mammalia; Artiodactyla; Balaenopteridae
Product: LYR motif-containing protein 4
Exons: 3
Biological process (GO): iron-sulfur cluster assembly
Cellular component (GO): L-cysteine desulfurase complex; mitochondrion
Source: RefSeq, a predicted model, not a curated record